AUGCUACGAGCCAAGCUCUUUAUCUUCUUGGUGCUGUAUGCCGCUUUCAGGCCAAGUUUGGGAGAAGAUCAUUGCACAUCCAAGAAAACCCAGCUUAAAGACGUAGUGCCUAGAGUUUUUAUCAGAAGGAAAAGAGCAGUGCUUUUCCCACCAGGAUCAUUUGUGAAGUUCACCUGCUCCUUUGCCACAGGUCUGCUGGCCACCUAUCCGAAGGGUAUAACCUUCGUUUUGGAGGAAGCUGUGUAUUUCCCAGUUCCCGGGACGCUAGAGGAUAUAUACCCCAAGAGGUUUCGGCCCAAGACCACGACCAAGAAACCGGAAAAGCUGCCAGAUUCCAUUGUUUACAUACCCGGUACCGAUUGGCGUUUCAAAGCCCAGACCUUGCCCAAACCCAAAUGGAGACAGCCGCCUCCAAAGACCCAUCGCAUCGAUGAUGGUAGCUAUGCCAACCCGUUCAAGUGGCAAAAGUGGAGUCAGGAAAAGAAGUGGCAGCAUUACAAGUGGAAUGAAUUCGAUCCCAACAAGGCCAAGUGGGCGAAAUGGACCACGCCCUCGCCAAAAUGGGAAAACAAAUGGAGCAAGUCAGCUUGGGAGUCCCACCAUUACCAUGGCCAUCGGGAUCGCAGAUCUUUGUUUGAUCGCUUCACCAAAUUGAGUUCACUGAUUGGCAUAGAUGUGAAGUCCUGUAUUUUACGCACCAUCUGCGACAGCAAGAGAUUACUCCUGCCACCUGGUUACUCCAUGCUUCAGGAUAUGCUGCGUGUGGUUUUCACUUUGCCCCGUUUGGAUGGCUUGGAAGAUGAAUACACUCGUAUAAUGGACCAAGAUCCUGAGGACUGUGCGGCGGACUUAAAAUCUAAGUGUAACAUGAAUUUAUUGAUUUGGCUGCUGAGCGGCAAAGUUGAAUAA
Drosophila biarmipes is the source of this 909-nucleotide messenger RNA. RefSeq lists its product as uncharacterized. The transcript has 3 exons. The coding region runs from base 1 to 909 and encodes 302 amino acids. NCBI's taxonomy places the organism in Eukaryota, Metazoa, Arthropoda, Insecta, Diptera, Drosophilidae. The record is from RefSeq and is a predicted model, not a curated record.